Rubroshorea leprosula is the source of this 4731-nucleotide messenger RNA. The record is from the annotation of a GenBank genome assembly. Lineage: Eukaryota; Viridiplantae; Streptophyta; Magnoliopsida; Malvales; Dipterocarpaceae.
GUACCAACUCCCUUCACCAAAAUUCAUCCCUGCCUUUUAGCUCUGCAAUUCUCCUCCGAUUUACGCACACCUAAGUCGCCUAAACUCACAAGAACCAAACACACAAACUACUUGGGUUCUCCCUUCUGAGGAGAUCAAAAAGCUUGCUGUUUCGCUUCUUUCUCUCCCAUCUCUUUGUCUCAUUAUGAAGCGAAUACGGGACGAUGUUUAUUCCGGUCCUCAAUUUAAACGGGCAGGGACAGGGGGAGGCACCUCACAGAAAUUGACUACAAAUGAUGCCUUAACAUAUUUGAAGAAAGUCAAGGAAAUGUUUCAAGAUCAAACAGAGAAAUAUGACAUGUUCCUGGAGGUCAUGAAAGACUUCAAAGCUCAGAGAACUGACACGGUUGGUGUCAUUGCCAGAGUGAAGGAAUUGUUCAAAGGGCAUAACAACUUAAUUUUUGGAUUUAAUACUUUCUUGCCAAAAGGAUAUGAAAUAACCCUUGAUGAGGAUGAGAAUCCACCAAAAAAGACAGUUGAAUUUGAAGAAGCUAUCAGUUUUGUGAACAAGAUAAAGAAACGUUUCCAAAACGAUGAACAUGUUUAUAAAUCAUUCUUAGACAUAUUGAACAUGUACCGGAAGGAGCACAAGGACAUAAACGAGGUCUACAGUGAGGUUGCAGCUCUCUUCGAGGAUCAUCCAGAUUUGCUUGAAGAAUUCACAAGAUUUUUGCCUAGUAAUUCAGCUUCACCUUUGACAAAUGAAGUUCCAUAUGGACGAAAUUCAACUCAGGCUCAGCGUUACAACGAGCGAAGCUCUGCUGCUGCACCUACAAUGCGUCAUAUACAAAUGGACAAGCAACGUCGAAGGGAUAGGAUUAUUACUUCCCAUGCUGACCAGGAUCUUAGCGUUGAUCGUCCUGACUUGGAUGAUGACAAAGCUAUGAUGAAAAUGCAAAAGGAGCAGAGAAAACGCAUAGAAAGGGAUAACCGGGAUCGUAGAACUCGUGAUCAAGAUGAUAGAGAGCCUGAGCAUGAUAAUAAUAGGGGUUUCAAUUUGCAUCAUUUUCCUGAGAAAAGGAAAUCUGCAAGGAAGAUUGAUGGCUUUGGAGUCAAUUCUAACUAUGCUUCUUAUGAUGACAAAGAUACUUUAAAGAGCAUGUACAAUCAAGGUUUCAUUUUCUGUGAGAAAGUUAAGGAGAGGCUAUGCAGCUCAGAUGAGUGCCAGCGCAACACAGAUGACUACCAGGCAUUCUUGAAGUGCCUUCAUAUUUACAGCAAUGGAAUAAUUAAAAGAAAUGACCUGCAAAAUUUGGUGGCUGAUUUGCUUGGAAAGUAUCCUGAUCUCAUGGAUGAGUUCAAUCAUUUUGUGGAGCGUUGUGAGAAUAUGGAUGGAUUCUUAGCUGUUAUGAGUAAAAAAUCACUUGGUAGUGAUGGACAUCUAUCCAGACCAGUGAAAAUAGAGGAUAAAGAUAGAGAGCCAAAGCGUGAACAAGAGGGAGCUAAAGAAAAGGAGAGAUACAGAGAGAAUCAGAAGUAUGUGGCAAAAUCCAUUCAGGAGCUUGACCUUUCUAACUGCCAGCGUUGUACGCCUAGCUAUCGUCUUCUGCCUGAUGAUUAUCCAAUUCUGUCAGCUAGCCAGCGAUCAGAGCUUGGUGCACAAGUGUUGAAUGAUCACUGGGUAUCUGUGACUUCAGGAAGUGAGGAUUACUCAUUCAAGCAUAUGCGCAGAAAUCAAUAUGAAGAGAGUUUGUUCAGAUGCGAGGAUGAUAGAUUUGAGCUAGAUAUGUUGUUAGAAUCAGUGAGCUCUACUGCCAAGCGUGCUGAGGAUUUGUUGAACAAUAUUAAUGAAAAUAAAAUCAGUCCAGAUUCACCAAUUCUCAUUGAAGAAUACUUCACUGCCCUAAAUUUAAGGUGCAUUGAGCGUUUAUAUGGAGAUCAUGGUCUUGAUGUCAUGGACAUAUUACGUAAAAAUCCUGCUCUUGCUCUUCCAGUUAUCUUAACCCGGCUGAAGCAGAAACAAGAGGAGUGGACAAAGUGUCGUGCAGAUUUUAACAAGGUUUGGGCAGAGAUUUAUGCCAAAAACCAUUAUAAAUCACUUGAUCAUCGCAGCUUCUAUUUCAAGCAGCAAGAUUCAAAGAACUUGAGUGCCAAGUCUUUGGUUGCUGAAAUCAAAGAGCUGAAAGAAAAGAAUCAGAAAGAGGAUGACAUUCUCUUGGCUAUUGCUGCUGGUUACAGACAACCCUUGGCUCCUCACCUCAAAUACGAAUACUCUGAUGUUGAUAUUCAUGAAGACUUGUAUAAACUUGUCCAAUAUUCUUGUGAAGAGAUGUGCUUAACAAAAGAACAGUUAAAUAAAGUUAUGAGGCUUUGGAUCACUUUCUUGGAGCCAAUGCUGGGUAUUCCUCCAAGGCCCCAUGGUAGAGAGGGUGCUGAAGACACUGGAAAAGCAAGGAAUCUUGUUACCAACUUCACAGCAUCAAGCAUGGCAGAAAGUGAUGGGAAUCCUAUGGCUGAUGCUAGUGUAGGGAAUUCUAGGCAACACAAAGCUACUGGCAAUGGAGAUGAGAACAGCUCACCAGAUCUAACACAUUCUGGCAGAAACAAUGUGGCUAAUGGGGAUACUUCAGGCAAGGAAGAACAUCCUGGUUGUGUCUACAGAGAGGAUUCAAAGCUAGAGAAAGAGCCAAAAAGUAUAGAUGUGGCAGAUAAAAGACCUGGAUUGAGCAUACAUGCAUCUGGUGGUAGGGUAGCCAAUUCCGUUUCAUCACAUGCGAUUGGAGUGGAAAAUAGUCAUGGAAGAAACAGCGUUGAACUGUCAUCUGGUUGUGGUGCAGCUGCAUCAAGACAUAAUAAUGAGGGUACCACUGAUCAUGAACACACAGCUGAUGAUGUUACUCCUUCAGCAGAAGGUGUUGAUGUUGCAAAACCUGUUAUAUUGGCAAAUGGAGUGUAUACGGAAGGGACAAAGGUUGGUAGAUAUAAUGAAGAAACUGCAGGGCCUUCAAGAAUUGAAAAGGAAGAAGGUGAGUUAUCACCCAAUGGUGACUUUGAGGAGGAUAAUUUUGUGGGCUAUGGAGAAGCUGCUACAAAGGCUAUGCCAAAGGCAAAACGUGGUAUUGAAAGCAGGCAAUACCAGUCUGGAAAUGGGGAAGAGCUGCAUUGUGAUGAUGGUGUGGAAAAUGAUGCUGAUGAUGAAGAUAGUGAAAAUGCUUCUGAGGCCAGAGAUGAUGCCUCUGGUAGUGAGUCUGCAGGUGAUGAAUGCUCCCGUGAAGAGCAUGAAGAGGAGGAUGAUGUGGAACGAGAUGAAGUUGAUGGCAAGGCUGAGAGUGAAGGUGAAGCUGAAGGUAUUGCUGAUGCACACUUUGUAGGCGGAGAUGCAUUGUCAGUGUCAGAACGUUUUCUUUUGUCAGUGAAGCCUCUUGCAAAGCAUGUGUCUGCUAUUUUACUUGAUGAAGAAAGAAGCAAAUCUCGGGUUUUUUAUGGAAAUGAUGAUUUCUAUGUUCUUUUUAGGCUCCAUCAAGUUCUAUAUGAAAGAAUCCUAUCAGCAAAAACAAAUGCAACAGGUGCUGAUCCAAAAUGGAAAAACUCAAAAGAUGCCAGUUCUUCAGAUUUUUAUGCCAGAUUUAUAACUGCAUUGUACAGUUUGCUUGAUGGAUCUGUUGAUAAUGCCAAAUUUGAGGAUGAAUGCCGAGCUAUAAUAGGAAAUCAUUCAUAUGUGUUAUUCACGUUGGACAAGUUAAUAUAUAAAUUGGUUAAACAGCUUCAAACUGUUGCAACAGAUGAGAUGGAUAACAAACUUCUCCAGUUGAACGAGUAUGAAAAAUCCCGGAAAUCUGGGAAGACAAUUGAUUCAGUGUAUUAUGAGAAUGCACGAGUCCUCCUUCAUGAGGAGAACAUAUAUAGAUUGGAAUGUUCAUCUUCCCCAUCUCAUUUAUCUAUUCAGCUGAUGGAUAAUGUCAUUGAAAAGCCUGAGGCAUUUGCAGUUUCCAUGGAUCCUAAUUUUUCAGCAUACCUCCACCAUGAUUUUCUUUCUGUGUUUGCUGGCAAAAAGGAGCCACAUGGAAUUACACUGAAGAGAAACAGGCACAAAUAUGCAGGCCUAGAUGAACUCUCUGCUUUUUGCAUGGCAAUGGAGGCUGUCGAACUGGUUAAUGGUUUGGAAUGCAAGAUAGCUUGCAACUCAUACAAGAUUUCCUAUGUGUUGGACACAGAAGAUUUCUUCUUCCGUAAUAGAAGAAAGUCAUCCCAAGGCAGAUCUUAUAAUAAUCAGGCAAGAGUACAACGGUUCCACCGGUUCUUAUCAUCUUCACAACAAUAAAAACACCCCUUCUUUGGAACUUUUGCUCAAGAAAUCAUUGCACAACCAACCUGGAAACGCAUCAACGAGGCAGCGUCCCAGAAUGUUUGUAGUUUAUUCUAGUUCGUCGAAUGAGAACUUGAAAGAGAGGAUGGUUAGGGAACUGUAUGUUUCAUAUCUGUAAGUUCAUAUGAGGCCAGCAUCUGAGCCAUUGGUAUGUAAAUAGGGUUUAUUGUAAAAAAAGGAAUAUGUUUUCUUAAUGUUGUCACAGAUAGGGGCUGCACUCACAGCUUUCCCCAAUUCAGGGCUUAAAAGUCUGCAGCUCUAAUUUACACUUGAACUUACCUCAAUGUGUAAGCAAAAGAACAUGAUCAAACAGGGGAGACAGGCAGUUUGUAUUUUACUUCUCAUUGAAUUCGGGAUGUUUUAUUAGUUUGAAAGCUAUACAUCAA